AUGAAUUCACCUAUAUUCUUAAGUGAAAUCGAAUCUUAUUCAGAUCGAUCACUUCAAUAUUAUACGAACUAUCAAUCAUUUGAACUACCAAAGAAUUAUAAUUUAAUAUUUAUUCAUAUGCUAACAUCUACAGAAAUUUUAAAUCACGUCAUUAAAGUAGCCUCUGAAACAUAUAGCUUUAUCAUUGAUACACAACAACAACAAGAAACAUAUCUAUCUGCUAGUAAAUCGAUACCAGCAUUAAUACAAAUUCAAUUUAAUUCUUUUCAACAUGCGCCGUUAGUACUUCUCGUUGAGGUUUUAUAUCUCAAAUCUAAUUUUACAACAAGAACACGAGAUUACACCAAAGAACAACAAAUACAACAACUCUUCAAACAAAUUUUUUCACGAAAUAAAUACGUUUUUGCCUGGGGUAAUCCACUAGAUAAAUUAGCACUAUUCUAUCGUUAUGAAUUAUUUAACGAAAACGACUUGAAACAACUCAAUUUAAUUGAUUUACAUGAACGUUUUCGCGACUGUCGAAUUCUUCAAUGUGUAUAUGAUGAAACUGAAAUUAAUACUCAAAUGGCUGAAACUAUACCUGGAAUGCAGGAUUAUAAAAAACAAUUACAUCGGCUUAUCAUUCGUGAAGCAUUACAAUUGUUGGAUCCAGUCGAUGGUGUUCAAAAAUUUAAAUUGGUAUUACAUCCUUGCAAAAGAAUGAAGAUAUAA
Messenger RNA from Rotaria sp. Silwood2, 711 nucleotides. The record is from the annotation of a GenBank genome assembly. NCBI's taxonomy places the organism in Eukaryota, Metazoa, Rotifera, Eurotatoria, Philodinida, Philodinidae.